Molecule: messenger RNA, 3480 nt
Organism: Micropterus dolomieu (smallmouth bass)
Lineage: Eukaryota; Metazoa; Chordata; Actinopteri; Centrarchiformes; Centrarchidae
Gene: phf13
Product: PHD finger protein 13
Exons: 5
Coding region: 362-1345 (327 amino acids)
Biological process (GO): mitotic chromosome condensation
Molecular function (GO): chromatin binding
Source: RefSeq, a predicted model, not a curated record
UGAACCGCUCCCCCAUCAGUCAAUAAACUGGAUCAUACGGAGACAUAACAGGCGGACAGCUCGGUGGAAAGACAGUAGUAAUGUUUGCUUUUCACGGGAGGCAUGUUUAUAACUUUGAUCUGUCUAGCUAGUUGGAUUCCCACAAUAACGUUAGUCCAAGUAACGUUAUCGUUUGUGCUGAUGGCAAACUGAGUGAACACUGUUGCAUCGAGUUGUAGCAUAAGUAACGUUAGCUAUUACGUUAGGUAUCUAAUUAGCCAGCAAAAGCUAGGUAACCUCGGUGUUUACGGUCGCUUCGAGUAGCCCGUUGCUCUAGCCUGUCACGUUAUCGAUACGACAGGUGGUCGAAUUGUUUGUAAAGAUGGGUGACAUAAACCCAUCGACAUCCCAUGCGUUUCAGUCAGAGGGUUUCAGUCCACCACACAGGAGGAGGAGGACGGUAGAAGAUUUUAACAAGUUUUGCACUUUUGUCUUGGCCUAUGCCGGUUACAUCCCAUACCCCCAAGAGGACUCUCCACUGCGCAGUAGUUCCAGCCCCCCCAACAGUACAGGCAGCACAGCUGACAGUGAUGGCUGGACACCCGGACCCCCAACCUCCUGUCCACAGCGCCCUCCCAAGGUCCCCCAGGACAGGAGCAGGAAACGUCCACAGCCAGGAGCCACACUGUCCAGUCACGGCAAGAAAGAUCACACAAUCACCACCCUGCACCCAGACGACCGCAGGAAAGCUGACAAGAUGAAGAAGAAGAAAAGGAGAAGGGAGAGGGAGCAUUCAGCUAGUGAGGAAAGCGGGGUUCAGCAGGCCCACUCAAAAGUCCCAGAGCUGGAAUACCCCGUCUCCUUUGGAGGCCGAACGAUCAAAGAAGAGCCUGAAGACGAUAUCAGCAUCACUUUCCACCCCCAGCGUCUCCCAAGCCCAGCCCCCUGCAAGGAGGAGCCCAAAGAGGAGCCCAGGGAGGAGCGUGGUGAUCCAGACAUUGAAGAAGGCGUGGUAAAGGUACAGAAGGUGGAGGGUUUUUCGGGAAACAGAACGGUGUUCCGCCAAGGGAAACAGGUGGUGUUCAGAGACGAGGAUGGAUCAGGAGAGGACGAGGACAUCAUGGUAGACUCAGAUGACGACUCGUGGGACCUGGUGACGUGUUUCUGCAUGAAGCCUUUUGCAGGCCGGGCCAUGAUCGAAUGCAACCAGUGUCACACCUGGAUCCACCUGUCGUGCGCGAAGAUCCGCAAGAGCCACGUGCCAGAGACAUACGUGUGCCAGAGCUGCCGGGAGACACAUGGACCCCCAGACACCCGCCGCUCCCACCGCUCGCGCGUAGGCCCACGUAAACAUCUGCUAGACUGACCCCCAGGCCGAACCCUGAAGUCCGACCCCCUUCCACUUCUGCUUCCCCUCCACCGGCUUGACUGACCCUUCCUCAAAUUCAGGUCUUGCGCCCUUCAGUCUCUGUCCCUCAUGGUCAGCCAAGAAACCCACAUUUUCUAUAAACACUUUGGUGGACCUAUCUCAAUCCCUUAUCCCAUUUGAAAACAGUUUGAGUGCUAUUUUAGAUUUACAAAGGUUUGUCUCUGCUUCUCUGCAGACUCUGUGCGUAAGGCAAUCACUGAAUGGAUGUCUGUCUGUAGAUGACAUUAGCAUAGCAGCGAACCGCUACUGACUACGUACUUAGUGUCUCGCGAACACUGGAAACAUUUGAGCUGCCAUAUGGAGAGAAUAGCCUCACAACUGCCACCCACUAUGGUGCAUGCUGGGAUAUGUGGGGAAAGACAGUUUGCACUUUUCUCACUUUUUUUAAGUCUUUCUGAUUAAACUGGAUUUGAUUUCUCUUAGAUGCCUCUAUUAAUGUUACACAAUUAACCGUUUCAAAUGAGAAAACAAGUCAAGCCUUGUGUUAUUUGCUUCAGAUGGUGCUAUAGUAUUAAGCUGAGGUAUAAUCCAAUAGAACAAAGAUGUAGGAUAAGAGCGUGUAGUCCGCAUCUGCGUUAUCUGUUUGUUGUUCUGUUCUGUUAUUUUAGACAUUGUGAAAGAAUAUCUGCGAGGCUUUUAACCAAGCGCUUGUUCCUUCUCUUCCUUCUACUUCACCAACUGUCUUCCAGCCUCGGCUACUGCUCUUAAUGAAGAUCGGCCACACAUGGAGCUGUCGCACACUUUUGCUUUUCAAAAAUGUUUUAAACUGUUUUCUUCUUCCACCAAAAUACUGUCUCUGAGGAGUUAAUUUAUUAAAAAAAAACUUAUUUCCCAGAUUUGAAAAGCUAGAUAACCCCCAAGAUUCAGAGAAGAUGAAAAGAGUUUACUGUCCACUGGUUUUCAGUAAAGGUUUCCCAUUGCCUCUGGUCUGUGUUUUUGGUGCAUUUCAUGGUAGGAUUGAACAAUGGCAUUGUUCGUGAAUACUUCUAUUUUCCAAACCGUUAUUUAAAUGUACCUUGUUUUCAAGCGUUUUCAUGCUCAUGACAGUUUUCAGAGACGAGUAUAUUUAUAGAAGGGAACUCGUAUGGCCGUCCUGUUUAAGUAUCAUAAGAAAUGCUAUCUUAACUGGAAGAGUGUUCGAAGGAGUCAGGCCAGAAAUUAUGCAUGUGAGAGUGUGUGUGUUUGAAUGGUUAACACUGUACCGGUGUUGACAGUGCAUGUGCUGCUAUGAGUUGUCUCAACCAAGCUUCAUGGUUUUUGGUAUUUUGUGAGAUGGAGACAUUGAUAUCUGUGAAGUACUAUGGGCAAGGUCGGCUUUUUUUUCAUUUGUCUCUGAAGGGUCAGAUCAGAAGAACAGAUCUCAGUCUCUUAUCACCUCUCGCUAACGUUUUUACAGCAGUAUUCAGUUACUUCUAUAUGCAGCAGGUUUAAUGGGGGGAAAACACGUUUUUUUUUUUUAUGGCACUUUUUCCCAUAAACAUUUCUGCAAUUUGGAUGAAAGAUUUUAAGCUGUUAUUCAUGUGCCAUCUGCUGUUGUUUCUGAUUAUAUAAAAGCCAUACUGUAGAGUGAUAGAUUUUAGACUCGGAACCUUGGAUAUUAGUCCAGGACGGGGUUUUACAAUGCAGAAUCAAUGACUUGACCAGGGAACGACAAACACACACACACACAAUGAAUGUUUGGUUUGUAAAAACAAAAAAACAAGACUUAUCAAGAGUUUAAAGUGGUUAAGCUCAUUUCUGCACUCUUGUCUUCUGGUAUUUACACAUGUUGUUCGUACCCAGCAAUCACCCAGGUCGUGAUAUUUUUAAGAUGCUUCGAGACCUUAAAUGAUUUGCUGUUUCUCAGGACAGUCCCGUCUUGAAGAGAGAACCCGAAGACGCAAAUUUUAGUUUUAGCCUGCGUCUUUAAGACAAGUGUAAUUCAUGUUAAUGAUGCUCAUUGUGCUACAGCUUGUUUAUUCUGAUCCUGGGUUGUCUUAUCCUCCUAUUGAGAAAGCGUUGUCUGUACUGUGGUGCAAACUGUUUCUGUGAAACUAUUGUAAACUAUUGUAAAUAAAGAGUUUCCAUUUUAA